This is a messenger RNA of Rubroshorea leprosula, 1388 nucleotides long. The record is from the annotation of a GenBank genome assembly. NCBI's taxonomy places the organism in Eukaryota, Viridiplantae, Streptophyta, Magnoliopsida, Malvales, Dipterocarpaceae.
GAAGGCAAAGUCUUCAUUGGCCUGGCUUCUUACCAACCCUGGAAAUGCCGGCGAAGAAGCUGAUGCGUGCAGUUCAGUAUGACGGUUAUGGGGGAGGGGCUGCGGCUCUCAAGGUCAAUCCGGAGUGCAGAUCUGAAGUGAAGAAGGACGUUGGGUUUGGUGCAGUUACAGGAGGCUGUAGAUUGGAGAAUCUGAGGAGAGUUGGAAGAGUUAGAGUUUUUGAAAAUAUUAGAAGAAGAACAGGAAAGUUAUAUUCUUCUUCUGUCAAAUUCCUUAUUUCUUUGUUGCGAUUAUUUGUGAAUAUGUUUUUUGUUGGACCAGCUAUGGAUGUGACAGGAGAAGUCAUAGAGGUUGGAACAGGAGUUAAGAAUUUGAAAGCUGGCGACAAAGUUGUGACUACCCUUGGCCCUCAUGCUGCAGGUGGGCUAGCUGAGUAUGUUGUGGCUAAGGAGAGUUUGACAGCUGCAAGGCCUCCAGAAGUCUCAGCUGCUGCUGCUGCAGGCCUUCCUGUUGCAGGUCUCACAGCUCAUCAAGCUCUCACAGAUUCUGCCGGAAUUAAGCUUGAUGGCAGUGGCAAGCAAGUAAAUGUUCUAGUCACAGCUGCCUCAGGUGGUGUGGGUCAUUAUGCUGUUCAACUAGCAAAACUUGGAAAUACACAUGUAACUGCCACUUGUGGUGCUCGUAACCUUGACUUUGUCAAGAGACUGGGUGCAGAUGAGGUUCUUGAUUACAAGACUCCUGAUGGAGCAGCUCUGAAGAGCCCUUCUGGCAUAAAAUAUGAUUUUGUAAUCCACUGCGCUUCAGGCAUUCCGUGGUCAACCUUUGAGCCUAAUCUUAGUGAAAAGGGGAAGGUAAUAGACAUUACUCCCACCAGUAGAGCCUUGCUCGCUUGUGCUGCAAAAAUGCUCACCUUGUCCAAGAAGCAGCUGGUGCCAUUGCUCUUAAUACCAAAACGUGAGAAACUCAAUUUUCUUGUUAAUUUGGUAAAGGAGGGAAAGCUUAAGACAGUGAUAGACUCGAAACAUCUCCUAAGCGAGGCUGAAGAUGCCUGGGCUAAGAUUAUAGAAGGCCAUGCUACCGGGAAAAUCAUCGUGGAGCCCUAGCCAUAAAAGAUUUGCAUGGUGUCCUUAAUGUUCCAUUUGUGUUUCAGCGAGUGGGGUUGCUUAUUGUCCAUGUAGGCCUAGUUGAUGUAGGUCUCACCUUAUAGUUGAUUUUGUUUGAUCUCACUCUUGGUAUUGCCUUCUUCUUGUUCGUAUUUUGAUAUUCAUUUUAACUUUAAAAUGACACCAUGUUCGUGUAUCUCCAAAAAUCUUUCUUUUGGCUACUGCAUGACACGCUCAGGCAUACCACUUGUUUUGUAGCAAAAGCAAGAAAAGGAUUUUCUUGGC